Molecule: messenger RNA, 2240 nt
Organism: Orbicella faveolata
Lineage: Eukaryota; Metazoa; Cnidaria; Anthozoa; Scleractinia; Merulinidae
Product: DNA replication factor Cdt1-like
Biological process (GO): DNA replication checkpoint signaling; mitotic cell cycle; regulation of DNA-templated DNA replication initiation
Cellular component (GO): nucleus
Molecular function (GO): DNA polymerase binding; DNA binding
Source: RefSeq, a predicted model, not a curated record
CAGUCACCAUUUAAUGAUAUUGUAAUAAUUUAUAACUUAAUUGUAUAUUUUUUCAAUAUUUGUAGUUUGAAGGUUCCAGCCUACGAACGCUUCCAUGCCCUAGCUCAGUCCAGCCCAUCAGAUACAUCCUCUGCAACUCUACCCCUUCCCUAUAAGUACAAGACUUUGGCAGAGAUGUUCCGCUGCACUGACACAGUGCUGAAUUUGUUGGGCCAGCGGAAAGAGAAAUGUACCUACCCAAAACUCAGAGAUGCUGUACAGCAGAUGUCGAGAAAGCGAUUUGAGAAAAAACAUCUGGCUCAAAUGAAAACUGUGUAUCCAUUGGCUCUGGAAUUCCGUCAAGAUAAAUGUCCUGGAAAGUCAUCAUCAUUUGAGCUGACUGUUGAGUUUGGAAAAACAGAAGAGUCACUCAGUAAGCUGACACUGACUGCAAGUGAGAUGUUGGCCAGGAAAGAUACCUUUCAAUCAAAUAUGUUGAAAAUAACCAAGAGACACCAUCAGGACUUCCUCUGUAACCUUAAUCCAGCUUUGUCAGUUGAUGAUAACAAGAUCAUGCGCUGGCACCCCAAGUUUCGUCUUGAUGAUGUCCCAGAUGUAGAUGAGGCUGAUCUGCCUCAGCCACCUGUGGUGAAGACCUACAGUAGUGCUCACGAUGUGCUAGAGAAAGCACGAGAUAUGAUAGCACCAAGGGUUGAGAAAGCACUAAGAACAGUUGCUUCAAAGGAGCAAGAAGACAAAGAGCAAAGAACAACUAACAAGAACAACCUUGAAGAAAAGAAAGUCAUCACAGCAUUGAAAGAAAAUACUGAAAAUAAGAACAGCCUGAAGCAUAAAUCAGCCUUGAAGGGAAUCUCUCAAGAUCUGCUGAACAAGAUUCGUCAGAAAGAAGCAAAGAAAAUAGAGGAAAACAUGACGAGAGAUCCGCUAGUUGACAAGAAGCUUGCCAUGAAGGAACGUCUCCCUGACUUAUGCAGAAUACUCAAAGCCUACUUCUCUGCUGAGCGCAAAGCAGCUAUUCCUCUGGAUGAUGCAACAGUAAAACUCUCGGAAAGUUACAAGACUUCCCUAUCUUCAGUACAAGUGGAAGAACACAUCCGAUUCAUGUCACAGCUUGUUCCAGAGUGGAUCUCAGUUCUAACAGUAAGGAAAUGUGCAUACAUCAAGAUCAACAAGACUGCUGAUGUAAACAAUGUCAUAAACAAACUCAUGACCAAAGAAUUUCACUGACGAAGUAAAAGUUGGGAUAAUUGUUGUUACAACAUGGUGACGGUCUGGUGACUUUGACAAUCUGAGAAUUGUUCAUUGAGCCUGCACUGUUAAUGACUUACAAUGGAACACUUUUACUACCCUUUGGAAGUCAUGAAAACAUUGUUGCAUUUGCAUGGUGUUCAUACCCAUGGUCCACAGGAUCAGUUAUUAACUACUUGCUUGUACAUUGAACUAUACCAGAAAUUUUGUGACUAGUGAGACCUUGAUUGGGUUUUGACUGACAACAGCUGUCCAAUCUAACCCAAAAAUCUCCAUGAAAUUUUAAGAGAAGUGAACAAGAAAAGUUAUUGUAAUAUGCAAUAUCAAAGGGAAAACUUUCAAUGACCUAUCAAUAUCAUUCAUUGUUGGCUUGUUUUUAUUACAGAAUUAUCUUUUUUGGGCAAGGUACACAGCAGAUUUAGUUCUGGGCAUUCAGAAAAUGAUUUUUUUAAUAGAAUUUUUACAUUUACCUAAUCAGUAUUGAGUUAUCAUGUCUCUACAUUUACACUGUGUACUGAUCAAGCUGUGUCUGUUUGUAUAUUUUUAUCAUUAGGAAUUUAUCCUUCAACAGUACUUAGUACUCAGUACUGUAUUUUCAUCAUUAAAAGCAACAUUUUGUUGUAAUGUGGCAGAAUUUACUGAGUCUGUAAUAAUUUAUUGUUUAUAGUCAAACCUCUCUACAAGGGCCACCUUCAGGACAUACUGUGUGAAGGUCGCCGUGUAGAGAGGUGUCCGUUAUGGGGAGAUACAUGUAGGGUGUAAUAUGACACCUGUUUUUUGGGGGGUUACGACAUAUUCAUAAUAUUUUAAAAAAACAAUCAAAUUAUCUCAAUAAAACAAACCAAACAGAAACAGAAAUCAAUGACAUGCGGUAUGGAGUUUCAUGACCUUUUACAAUAGAUCACAAGGUUUGUUAAUCACCAUUUGUCAGUCGUUGAUUAACUGGCCGUUGUGGAAAAACCUGCAACUGACUCGGCAUCUUUCACAAGGUC